GUAAACAUAGAAACGACUAAGUAUUGCAGUAUGGUUUGAUGUAAUAUUAUAGGGGGGAAAUACAUAUUUACGUCAUCGGAACCAACAAGAUAAAUCGAUGUUAUUGAAUUGAUAGUUUUUGUUUAAUAAGCCAAAAUGUCAAAACUAUAGUUAUCAAGUAUAUACUAUAUAGACAUUGGAUUUAAAUUAAACACUUUUGAACCUUGCUUUAUCGAAUCACGUGAUCAAAAGGGGUUAUAACAUGAGUCACCACUGGUCACAACCGAUGUAAACAAUCAAGAUGGAGUUAUGUGCAUCACUUCAGAAGAUUGGAUCAAUUACAUUUUCCAUACUUUUACUUCAUACAGUAACAAUCGAAGGAGGCGUUUCUUUCUUAAGUGUGGACGAACGAUGUAUACCGACAUGCACAUCUCUUAAUAACAUCCCAAACUGGACGUUUUUAUUAUGUGAUGGUGACAGAAGCACGUGCGCUUGGCAGUGUGCGGCGCAGCGGAUGGGCUGCGAUGAGGGCCUGAUCUACCAUUGUGCACAGGACUUUCAAAAUUAUGAACUUAAACGCAACAAAAUUGAAUAUAUUGAGGCAUGUGCACCGGAGAGGUCUUGCAAUGCAGGGGAAGAGCCAUAUGUAACGUUUUCCUUAGACGACGUGGUGCGGUCACCUAGAAACGCUAAAAUCAACUGCGUUCCGUGUGCGGACCCAAAUUUUUACAACAGCCAAGCAGGAAAGUCUUCUGCCUCAUACAGUCGAUGCUACCAACAGAAGUUCAACAAAUGUAUCCCCGAAGACCACAAAAUCAACUGCGGUGACAUAUCCUGGCGAGACCGAAAGGAGACCGACGGAUAUUGCCGAUGUGACGCAAGGAACGGUUACGCGCCAGAAAACGAGAACGUGAAAACGAGAUGUUUCUACAGUGUUGAGUAUUGUGCGCAUAAGACGUGUCCACAUCCAGCCCAGGAGCUACUUUUAAAUUACACAUGUGGCGACCGGUGUCCUUCUGGAAUGCACCGGACGGAGAUAUCAGAUGAAUGUGUUCCUAACAAACUUGAUCAAACCACGAAAUAUACACCUACAAUAUUGGUAUUUCAAAGAAAUGGUGGUAAAUCAACCUCGACAGAAACCAUAGAAGUUAUUUCUACUAAAAGGGUUGACGUGAAGGGUAACUCCGAUGAAUUAUAUAAAGAUAUUCUUCUUCCAUUAAGCAUUAUUGUUGGAGUUGUCGCCGUAUUGUCAUCAUUAUCAGCUGUGAUGUUUAAACAUAGAAAUGGAAAAAAAUACUAUACACAACAAACAUUACGUCAACUGAAGAAAGCGGCAAACAUAGUGUAUGGAAUCGGUAAAUCUAUCAUGGCUGGAGAUCCAGUGCAAGUGACAGGUGAUAAACCAACUAUCAAGACUGACUUGCGCAGUCGGCAGAUGGAGCAACAUAGUUACCCAGUUGGCAGUUCUCAAGGAAUCGAGAUAACCUCGUGUGCGCAGGAUGCAACCGAGGAAAUACCACAAGAAAUCGAGGAAACAAGUUUCAGCAUUUCACGCGACCAGACAUUUCCGAGUAAAGAUCGGGAAAUCAAAGAUCAGAGUGAUUCCGAAAAGUCUUUGCUGUUAGGACAUGAGAAAAGUCCUCCUCUAGAAAAAUUUGCCAACACAACUACCGUUAUCAUUGAGUCCAGAGACAAAAACGGUGAUAUGAACACCGCUUCCGGCCAAACCUCAAGAAGUAUUGCUGAGCCAGAUGAGAGUUGUGAAUUAUGCAACUGCGACUCACCAGGUAAUGAAACAGAGCUUCAAACACCCAUAUCUGAAGAAAUAAUCGCAGCGAAAAAGCUUUGACGAGGGGUCAAACCUGUCUAUCCCUCUGUUUCAUUUACAAUUGAAAUUUGUCUAAAUGAAGACGGUACAACAGCAGAGGACAUUGAUGAUGAAACAAAUGGCCACGGCACACUUAGUACAAAGAGUGAAGACGAUGAAACAAAUGAAAAAAUGCACAAAAAUAAAAAAGGUCAGGUGAUAGUUCACCGAGGUACAGAUGCUGACCAAGUGGACAAAUUGUGCACAAGUUCAUGUGGUCAAGAAGUACUUUUCACAAGUGGGGAAGAUGAAAAAACGGACAAACUGAACACUGGUGCCAAAUCUCAAGCGAGACCUUGUUCAAUGCAGUAAAUCAGUAAAGAAAUUACAUGAAUCUAAAAGUGAAAAGCUUACUGAAUUUGAGACAGGCAGUGGAAAUUUAGAGGACAUAAUAUAUUUUUUAUGAAACGGAUCGUAAGCAUGUGUUAUUUUACUAAAUGUCCAUACGUUGUACAUAUUAGCACAAAUGUUUUGUGGGUUUAUUUUAAUUAUUUGGUGUAUUGAUUACUCCUGUACCAAUUAUAUUUGUUCUCAUUGUCGCUUGGAGUUCUUUGUUGAAAAUAUCAGUUUAAUCAAUUACAUUAUUCAAGCUGUAUUUGGACAAAUAACAAAUACACCUAACAUAUACCGAUUGCAUGGAGUAUAAAGUAGUGUGUCUCUAUUCAAAUGGUUUAAAAAUAAACGCACUAACUUCUUUCAAAAUAGCUUCAUUUUUUAUGUUAAAGACUUCCACUAAUUAUUGGUAUUUUAAUUUAUUCUUCUGAAUAUAGCCUUUUUAAACCCCUUUCCUUGUUGGAUGCAAAGUU
This is a messenger RNA of Mya arenaria, 2652 nucleotides long. RefSeq lists its product as uncharacterized. The record is from RefSeq and is a predicted model, not a curated record. The transcript is spliced from 15 exons. NCBI's taxonomy places the organism in Eukaryota, Metazoa, Mollusca, Bivalvia, Myida, Myidae. Bases 281 to 1828 code for a protein of 515 amino acids.